GUGAGCCACGGCCUGCGGCCUGCCUGGUGGGCGCCGGGUCGGGGCUGCGGUGCGGUGCAGCGCCACGCAGAGUCAUGGGGCUGGGCGCCAGUGCGGAGCAGCCUGCGGGCGGCGCGGAGGGUUUCCACCUGCACGGGGCUGUGGCAGCUGUCAGAAGUGGCAAUCAGAGACCCUCAGUUGGUGCUGCUCCCAGAAGGGAGUCAUUGUGCCUGGGACAAACUAGCCUUGAACCAGAGGUGCCUUCAGCACUUUGUUCUCAGCAGGCUCCCUGAGAACUCUCCUUCAGCUUGGGGAAUUCAAGGCCAACACUGAGAACCUGAGGUCACAUGAGUCCUGUGCCCUGCCACCUGGGGCCUGGCUGAUGCCUGACCCAAGAGGUCAUCAAGUGUCCAUGAAGACCUGAGCCAGAAGUCCAGGUACAGGAGAACUCCCCAGCCCAGCAGGCAGGUCUGGAGCCUUACUUUGACUUCAUCAUCACCAUCGGGCAUUCAAGGCUGAAUAAGGAGAAUGACACGCUGAAAGCACUAUUGAAGGCCAACGUGGAGAAGCCGGUGAAACUGGAAGUAUUCAACAUGAAGACCAUGAAGGUUCGAGAGGUGGAGGUGGUACCCAGCAACAUGUGGGGUGGCCAGGGCCUGCUGGGUGCCAGUGUGCGCUUCUGCAGCUUCCGCAGGGCCAGCGAGCACGUGUGGCACGUGCUGGAUGUGGAACCCUCUUCACCUGCUGCCUUGGCCGGCCUGUGCCCCUAUACAGACUAUGUAGUUGGCUCUGACCAGAUCCUCCAGGAGUCGGAAGACUUCUUUUCACUCAUUGAGUCCCAUGAGGGGAAGCCCCUGAAGCUGAUGGUGUAUAACUCCGAGUCUGACUCCUGCCGGGAGGUGACUGUAACUCCCAAUGCAGCCUGGGGUGGAGAAGGCAGUCUGGGAUGUGGUAUUGGCUAUGGGUACCUACACCGGAUCCCAACCCAGCCCUCCAGCCACAAGAAGCCACCUGGUACCCCUCCGUCUGGCUCUGCCCUGCUUGGCACCUCACCACCUGAUGAUACCUCACAACCUAAUACCUUGCCCCUUAGUGUCCCACCACCUGGGCCUACCCUCCAGGAUUCUCCUGGCCUAGAGAUGGGUUCCAGGCAGAGUGACUACACGGAGGCCCUGCUACAGGUCCCUGGCAGCUUCAUGGAAGGACAGCUCCUUGGGUCUGGCAGUCCUAGCCAUAGUACUGCUAACUUUGGGGGACAUCCAUGUUCCAUGGAGAUUCCUCUUCAACCUCCACCUCCAGUGCAGCGGGUCAUGGACCCAGGUUUCCUGGACGUGAUGGGCAUGUCCCUCUUGGACAGCAGUAAUGCUAGCAUGUGCCCUAACCUGCCCCCAUCCACAGCACUGACCUCCACAGCCAUCUCAGCCUCAGGGCAAGAGGACGUGGGUUCCAGUAGCAGCUCUCAUGAGCGGGGUGGUGAGGCCACAUGGUCGGGGUCAGAGUUUGAGGUCUCCUUCCCCGACAGUCCAGGUGCCCAGGCCCAGCCAGACCACCUGCCCCAGCUCACUCUGCCUGACAACCUCACCUCGGCAGCCUCACCAGAAGACGGGCUGUCUGCUGAGCUGCUGGAAGCACAGGCGGAGGAGGAGCCAACAAAUACAGAGAGCCCAGAUUUCAGGGCAGAGGCUGAGGGGCCAGCCAGUCAAGCCCAGGUCUCUUCAGAAUCAUACCUGGAGCCAUGACAGGGCUCUUGGUGGUAUGGUGAGGCUUAGAUGUGCAGUGUAGCUUCCUAGGCUGCAGCUUCCAGUAAGGUGUGGGGGCUUCAGCUGGCAGGGGCUCUGGGGUGUGCUAGAGCCUCCUGGGGUCCAAGAGAUGACCUUCCAGCCUUUACCCUGGCAGAUGGUCCUCUUGGGGCAGCAUCCCAGCUUGUGUCCUGGGGCAGGAGGCAGCCACACACCCUCAGGAGGACCAGUGCCUGCUCUGGUCACUGGGGCUGAUCAUGAUCCAGUGUGAAGAUGGGGGAGGGACGAAGGGGCUAUGAGUACCAGCAGCCCCACCUGUACUGAGGACCCCCGAGCUCCAGUGCCCUCUUUUCAUUCUGUGUGUGCACUGCUGGAGGAAAGAGGUUGUGUACCUGGCCACCUGUUCUGAAGGUGGUAAGCCCUUCACAAAGACAUGCCCCUCAACCCCCCAAGCUUGCACCCUGCUGCUCUUUGGGGCCUACACGCCAGAUCUAGUAUCCUCUGUGAGCACUUGCUCCAAAAUGUAGACCUUAGACUGAGCAUACAAGAUAUUCAGCAGGUCCUGAUGGUGAGCAGAAGAUGCAAACUUCAGCUUACUACCCUAAGCCCAACUCUCAAACCAGUCUGUAUGACUAGGCCUCUUCACCCUGAGUUCCCACCCCAAGAGCAAACCGAAGGUCCAGAGAAGAGUGGGUAAAGGCCCUUCUGUCUUCCUCUAGUAUGGGGGAGGCUGUCCGCUGUCCCCUGACCCCAGGUGCCUUUGGAGGCUAAGGCGAGGUCUGCUCUGCUAGUUUUCUGCAGAUGGCUCCAUCCAGGGAUGCCCCCUCACCACCUGUUCUCUGCAACCACUUCCUUGCUAAUUACCAUGUAAGCUGCCUUUGGCCUUGUUUUCUAGCUACCACUUAGUUGAUAGUCCUACUGUCCACAGACCAUAUAUAGCUAUAUAUACAAGAAACCCACAAGCUGUGUCAGGCCAAGGACUAUACUGUGAGCAUAGGCCAAAUUAUAUGGCUGGUCGGGGCCAGAUGAGCAAACAGUGAGCCUUAAGCCCUGAGACUGCUUUAAAAGCCGGUCCUUGUGAAGCCUCCCAGAGCAGCUGGUGAGUGUAAACAGUGAACUGUUGUGUCCUGGAUUGUUGGGGAGCCCUGUGUCAGCCUGCAGGAAUGUGCGAAGUAGAAUGGAGUCACCAUAGGGCUGUUCUCCUUAGCUCUAUAGCCUGGCGGUUGAACCCUUGGUUGCCCUCACUGGAAGGUUCUGGCUCCUUCCCAACCCCAUACCCUGGGGCAAAUGGGUACUAAUGCUGUUUCCCAGGCAAAUACGAAUCCAGAUGCUUCUCUGUAAUCUGCUAUGAAGGAAAGUGACAAGUGAAAAAUAAAUGUGUACCACACCUUGGAAUAUUUUAACUAAAGCCUUUAUUUUAUACAACUGAAAUACAGACUUUUCCCCUUCUGGCAUUGUAGACUGUCAGAUUUCCUGGAGACUGUUUUUUUACUGGUUUUUGA
Messenger RNA from Nannospalax galili (Upper Galilee mountains blind mole rat), 3220 nucleotides. It is a transcript of the gene Gorasp1, whose product is annotated as golgi reassembly stacking protein 1. Lineage: Eukaryota; Metazoa; Chordata; Mammalia; Rodentia; Spalacidae. The coding region runs from base 573 to 1718 and encodes 381 amino acids. Gene Ontology annotation, biological process: Golgi organization. The transcript has 10 exons. The record is from RefSeq and is a predicted model, not a curated record. Gene Ontology annotation, cellular component: Golgi apparatus. Gene Ontology annotation, molecular function: protein binding.